AUGUCUGAGUUUUUAAAAUACAGCGUGAGAUUUGAGAGCAACCAGAGUGGAACGGUUGAUCGCAAGCACGUUGGGGAUCCCCCUGGCUAUGAGCCAACUGCAAGCAGGGAUGUGGUAAGAACUACUGCUGCUUUAUGGCAAAGGAGGAUGGAGAUUACCUUAAUUUCAGAUCCGCUGUACAGCAGAGCAACUGGGACAGUGAAGAAUAUUGGCUUCAUGUGCUUCAUGAUGUGGAUGAGCGGGAGCCAGAUCCACUUAUUUAGCAUCAUGAUGACGGUAUCCGGCAUUUACCAGCCACUUGCAGCCAUCAUGAACUCGAAACAAACGGAGGCGUCAGAGGGCGGCAAGCUAGAGGUGCUGAUACCAAGGCUGCUCUACUGCCUCAUCCAAGCAGGAGGGCUUGCCUUUGGGUUAUGGAAGCUGAACACAAUGGGUCUCCUGCCCACCCAUGCCUCAGACUAUGUCUCCUCCCUCAAGGUCCCAGCCAGUCAGGAGUUCUCGACCGGUGGCGUGCAGCUGCCCAGAUAG
This is a messenger RNA of Coccomyxa subellipsoidea C-169, 528 nucleotides long. RefSeq names its product DUF1077-domain-containing protein. Lineage: Eukaryota; Viridiplantae; Chlorophyta; Trebouxiophyceae; Coccomyxaceae. The transcript is spliced from 3 exons. Gene Ontology annotation, biological process: protein folding in endoplasmic reticulum. The record is from RefSeq and is a predicted model, not a curated record. Gene Ontology annotation, cellular component: EMC complex. Bases 1 to 528 code for a protein of 175 amino acids.